AUGUCGCACUUAGAUCAUGACCCGUAUUUCCAGUGCGAUAUGAUAUACUGCAUCGAUAGUAUUUCCGAAGUUGCUAUGCACGACAAGCAUCACAGCCGAUUUUCCGACAUAACGAGAGUGAAGGUUUCUGCGUCACAGCUCAACAUUUGGUUAAGGAAAGAGUGCCACUACUCCACAUUUCAUGGUUAUGUGUUUCGAGUUGUUCCCGAUUCUCCCACAUCUUUGAAGAAGAAGGCAGAGAUAAUAAUCGAGGAACUUGUGAAUCCAAGCGUUGGAUUCUCUACAGAUCUUUCUAUUUGGGGAUGGGAUCAACGGAGAACGGUAUGGGUCUCAGUGAUGACUGAGGUACGUCAUCGUCUCAUUAACAGAUGACG
Cylicostephanus goldi is the source of this 374-nucleotide messenger RNA. The record is from the annotation of a GenBank genome assembly. Lineage: Eukaryota; Metazoa; Nematoda; Chromadorea; Rhabditida; Strongylidae.